UUCGUGUGGACAUAUUUUUGUUUUCUACGAAGCCGCUUUGACUCUGCAAGUUGUUAUGGGCUCUGCGCAUGCGCAAACGACUAUCAGCUGUUGUGAAGAGGUGUAACCAAAGUAUGUUUAUUUCUGUCUUCAGUCCUACGGACACAGAUAUCAACAGGGCGCUUAAAAAGUGCCAUGUUACCUUUUUUAUGGAGAGUUGACUAUUAAAUGACGAACUGUCUUUCGAUAGGAAUAUUGCUUGAAAUAUUAGUACAUGAAACGUGAAGUGCUUACCGAUUUCCUACUGCCAUCGCGUAAUGGUGCACGUUUUUAAUUUUGUUAUUUCUUUAACAUGACAGUUUGAGUGAAAUGCCGAUUUAUAUUUGUGACUGGUAGCUGUUGUUGAUCUUUUACUAAUAUGAGUUGUAAUCCCGAAGAACUCAUAGAGGAUGCUUUGACAUCAUCCACAAGAGCUGUGCAGUUUGACAGGUCAGGCCAGCAUGAAAUAGCAGCUUAUUAUUAUCGUGAAGCAGCAAGGUUCUUAAAUGUAGCAGCUGGUAGCUCAGCGGAUGCAGAACAACAGGAAACUUGGAGGACAAAAGCACGUGAAUACGUUUGCAGAGCGAUUCAAUUAGAUAACCUCGUGUGUGCCCAGCGCAAUGAAAAUACUGGCAGUUCUGAAGUGAAGCAGCAGCUUCUGAAGUGCAAGUUUUUAUUUCAUCAAGCAUUAAAUGCUGAUGAAGCAGGCCACAAAGAAGAAGCCAUUGAACUUUAUUUAAAUGCUGCAGAUCUUGGUUUGAAAGCAAGAGCAGCAGCAGUCAAUGAUCCUGUGCUCCAUGCUAAACUUACUAAGGUUACAUGCAAUGCUGUGGAACGGGCUGAGGAACUGAAAGGGAUUUCUCACAAACCAAAGGAAACUUCAGUCUCUGUCCAACCAUCUGUCCCUACAAUCCCAGAAGCAAAGAGCCCUAGUAUAUCAGUGAGAGCUUCAUCUCAAAGAGGAACUGGACCACAGCUUCAUCGUGGCAGCAGUGCACAUUUGAAAAUUACUGGACAAGAUACUUAUACAGAAGAAGAGAAACGAGUUUUAUUACAGACUUCAAAUAUAAAUGGAAAAGAAUAUGUACCAUUUAUGAGUGUUGAUUUAUCAGAACGAUUCCAGUAUUCGUUACCAUACACAGACCGUGAUGGUCCACUGCCAUUGUCACCAAAACAGCGGAAGGAUUUUGCACGGUGGGCUCGGCCAGAGGAAUUCUGCUCAGAACCAAAGAUGGUUGUUGGGUCACAUGUUGAUUGCUUCAGUAUCAAACAGACAGUCAUAUCUGACUGUUCUUUUGUUGCAUCAUUAGCUGUCAGUGCAUUGUAUGAAAAGAGAUUUGGCAGAAGUCUUAUAACAUCUAUUAUUUAUCCCCGUAAUAAGAAAAAGCAACCAGCAUACAAUCCUUUUGGUAAAUACAUGAUCAAGCUACAUAUCAAUGGAGUCCCUCGUAAAAUCAUUAUUGAUGAUAACCUUCCUCUGGGAAAAAGAGGAGAACUGCUGUGCUCAUAUUCAACAAACAAAAAUGAGUUAUGGAUUUCAUUGCUGGAAAAAGCCUACAUGAAAGUUAUGGGCGGAUAUGACUUCCCAGGAUCAAACAGUAAUAUAGAUUUACAUGCACUGACUGGCUGGAUACCUGAACGUGUGGCUAUCAGGCCUGGUGAACCUGAUUUCAACAGUGAUGCUCUAUUUGAUAAAUUGUUAACUCGCAUGUCAAAGGGUGAUGUACUUGUUACUGUGGCAACUGGAGAGUUGUCAGAUGCAGAGGCAGAUCGCACUGGACUUGUUCCCACUCACGCUUAUGCGGUACUUGACACCAAGAAAGUGAAGGGUGUUCGUCUCCUACAACUGAAAAAUCCAUGGUCACAUCUAAGGUGGCGUGGCAACUAUUCAGAACUGGAUACAAGACACUGGACACCAGACCUUAAAGAAAUCCUAAACUUUGACCCGAACAGUGCAGCAAUGUUUGACAAUGGUGUUUUUUGGAUUGACUAUGAAAGUAUUCUUCGUUUCUAUGAUGUCUUCUACUUGAACUGGAAUCCUGGACUUUUCAGUUACACAUACUGCAUCCACCAGUCAUGGAAAGCUGGUGUGGGCCCUGUGAAGGAUGCAUAUAAUGUUGGGGACAAUCCACAGUUUUCUCUUGAAGUAGAGGGUAACACUGGAGCUGUGUGGAUCUUACUUACUAGACAUAUUACAGAGAUAGAAGAUUUUAAAGAAAACAGGGAGUACAUUACAGUCCUCGUGUAUAAAAAUGAUGGAAGGCGUGUGUACUAUCCUCAUGAUCCACCUCCAUUUAUUGAUGGUGUCCGUAUAAACAGUCCUCAUUAUCUCUGCAAAUUGGUCUUGACUGAAACCAGUGCUAAAAGAUAUACUUUAGUUAUUUCACAAUAUGAGAAAAUGAACACCAUCUAUUAUACUCUGAGAGCAUAUGGCACUUGCCCAUUUUCAUUGAGGAAGAUUGGUGAUCCAUAUGAGUACACCAAACAGGUUACUGGCAAAUGGGAAGGACUGACAGCUGGUGGUUGUGCUAAUAAUCGUGAUACAUACAAUAACAAUCCAAUAUACCAAGUAAUUAUUCAGGCUGCUCAUAAUAAUACACAAAUGUUGCUUGAUCUCAAAGGGCCAAAACAGUAUCAGAUUGGUAUGGAUGUCAUAAGUGUUGUUGUAAAUGAUCCAAAUGCACCAACAGCCUUUAAACGAAAAGAUUCUGGACCAUUCAGAUCGGGAUUUGUGGUGCUUGACUUACAAGAUGUUCCUGCUGGCACAUACAAUAUUAUUCCAGCCACCUUCUUGUCUAGGCAGGAAGGUCCAUUCUUUCUCACUGUGAAAUCUUCUUCACCUUUUAAACUGUCACACUUACAGUGAAAAAGAAACAUUUGCUGUCCCUUCUGAUAUUUCGCGCAAUUCAAGUUUGCAUUUAAAUUUUUAACACACAUUAGUGCAGCAGAUAUUAUUUUUAACAGAUGAUUUAUACUCUGGCGGCUUAACAUAAUAAUAACCUUUUACGACUGCUAAAUAAUUCUGUCUUUUUUUUUAUCAUCAACAGUAAUCAAAAGAAAAGAAGACACACAGUCUCUCAUGUGUGAAUUUGAUAAUAGUAUAAACUGUUGUGUAUAUCUUUUUGUUUUGAAGUGAUAUCUAGAAACAUUUCCAUAUUUGGAAGUAAUAAGCCUAUGUGCAACUCUGUUGCAUACUUCAUAUUGGAUAACAUGAAUUUCCUUUAUGUUUUGUGAUUUCAGAAUGUUCAUUCAUAAGUAAGUAUCUGCUACAUGUUUCAAUUUUAUCUUAGUUUUGAUGUUUCUUUGUUGGAACAGAUUCACAGAUACUUUCAAGUGGAAAAAAGUGCCAAUAUUCUUGCCUGUCAUUUGGUUGAUACAAAUAGCAUUAUUAUUUUAUCUGAUCCUGAUUACUGAAAGCAAUUUCUUAAGGUGUUUGUUGUACUUAUUUUUAAUGCACACUGUACAACUCCAUAGUGAGUUUUGUAGGGAAGGUGGCAUCCACCACAAAAGCCAACUGUUGUCUGGAUUAAGCUGGUAUGCUACAAGAAACUUAAUUGGCAAUUAUUUUUUAUCCUUAUUAUGAAGUGUUACAAAUGGUUGAUUGUUUUCGUUUAUGUACUAGCAGCAUACUAUCAAUAAUGUAUAAAAACUUAUUUUCAUUCCAAGGUUUUUCUGCGCCCCUUUAAUGUUAUCUGUUCCCCCUUGGAGAACUAUUUAAUAUGUGCACAAACAAUAUCCACUGUUACUUUACAGUAUUACUCAUUGUAACUUAUGUAUUUUGCUGUACAGUGUGUAAUCACAUUAUAGUCAUGAAUAUCGAUGACACUUUAAAAUUGUUUUCAGAGCAUUUGUAUAUUAUGGUGACACUGAUUCCUCCAAAGUUAUAAGUAGUGUGCAGAGUAAUUUAGUUUACUUGAUGUUUACUUUGUAUCAUUAUUUGUAAUCUUAAAUGCACUGUGGAAUUUUCCUUCAGAAUUUAAAAAAAAUCAUUGUCAUUUGGUUGCCACUGCUGAUGAUUUGAGUGAAUGGAUCAAUUAUGUGUAAAAUGUGAAAUGCUGUGAAUAUCUACAGCUUAUGAGUCAUCAUUUCAUUUGCCAUAAUAUAUGGAUUUUGUUGCACUUUCUUUCCUCACCACAUGUUUUAGUGGAGUUUGUCUGUAUUAGUGUAAUACCUUAUGUGUUCUUACAUAAAAAUUCCUAAUUAUUGUUUAAUGUUUUGUUUACAUGAUUGAAACUAAAAAAAAGUUACAAACAACCAGGCAGCAAUUGUAGAAGUUCAGUGUACAGACUUCUCAUGAGUGAAUUGUGUUUAUGAUUGCAUUUCACAAGAAGUCAACUGUGUACUGUAAAGUGAGUGUCAAAUACUUAACUUAAGAAGAGACUGUGUGGUAUUGUCGCCAGGAAAAAGGAUACCAGAAAGAGAGAGAGAAUUCCCUUUGUGUGCAUUGCAUUCAUUUUUGUUUCUAUUAUCAAAAGAUUCUUACAUAAUAGAUGUCGUUUGUUUUUUUUGGUGGAAUAACCAUGGAAUAUUUUAGGGUCCUUGGUCAUGAGAUAAAAGGCACUAUUUCAAAGAAAGGUAGAGGAGUGUUGUUCUAUUAAGGGUUACCAUCUAUUUUUAUUUCUAUACUUAUUUGACUUUCUUUUCAGCUUUUAUUACCCUUGUUUAUCCACAUUGUUUAACACAGUAUUGUUAGGAAAUGUGUUUCAUUAAUAAAAUAAGAGUAUAAGAAAACAACGGGACGUACUUUCUCUGUUUUUGUCAGUCCUUCACACAGUGUUCUAUUUCUCUCAUUUUUUGAUAUUGGAAGGUCAUAUAGGCAAGAAAUUUCUGUAACAUUAUUACAUUUCACUAAUUCAUAAAAUUAGUGAUAUUUAAAAAAUUAAUGUUGUGUCAGUGUAACUGAAAAAGUAAUGUUGGAACCAUAUGAGGUAGAAGAGAAGACUGAAUCUCAAGCUAUCAAAACUGAUGACUUCAUUAUGAAGAGGGGAAAAAAAGGAAGAGGUAAAUGAGGAAGGAUAUCUUCAGUACUUGUCUGUCUUCUGGCCUUACUUUCUAGGUGACUUGUCCAGUAUUUACCUUUUAUUCCAUCAUGCCAACUAUGUCACUUCUGUGUGUCUCCUCACACACAGUGAGAGAUGUAUCCAUGUUUCAAUGAGAAAGAAACCCCCUAAUGUAAAAGGCUCCUAAGUAACUUGUUGUGGCAUUUCACAAGUGUUACAAAAUGUGAUAGGCGUGAUCAUUUUAAUGAAAACAAAGUAAUACUCCCUGAAUAGGUGACAGACCAGAUGGCAAUACUACAUUCAGUGAUAUAGAAAACAGUAUAUUAAAAUUCACCAGUUCUUUUUGGACUCAGAAACAGAAAUAUUUAUACUUGUUACAUAACUUGGAGGGUAAUAUAUUACAAAACUUAAAAAGUGAAAUUGUGCUCAUUGAAGACUUACGACAGGAGGAAGAGGAGAUAUUUACACAGUAAAAUUGCAGAACUUUGAGUUAGGGAAAAUUACAUUCUCUGAAUGCACGUUUGGUUACAUUUCAUUGUUCUUUCGCACUUGAGGCAGAGUGAUGUGAUGCAGUGGUAAGAUGCUGGAACCUCAACUGAAGGAUGGCAGUUCAAAUCCCUAUCCUGACAGCUAGCUGUACAUUUUCUAUGCUUACCAUAAAUUGCUUAAUCCAACGCUGGGUGGUUCCUUGGAAAAGGGUGUGCUCCAUUUUCCACCUUAUCCUUCCCUAACCUCAAUUAGAUCUCAGUCUCUUAUGACCUUGUUGUCACAGGGGUGUUAAACAAUAAUCAUCCUUCCCUACUCAUAAUACUUCAGAAUACUCCUGACAUCGUGACACUGAAUUGUGAACUUCCAUUUCUUCAAAAAUAUGACAUGACUGUAAUUAGUCUAGUGCAGCUGUACUACAAUGUAAAUAGUACAGUCUGUGAUAGGCCCCUUACAAUUAAAAUCUGCAGAAUAUUCUGAAAACAUGUUCCAAAAUUUCACACUUGACUCCUAAGAUUCUUAACAAAUUGUUUUUCCUCAGCUUUUCCUUUUGUUGCAAGUAUUAAAUUCCCUGUCAGAUACAUGACAGGGCUGGCUGAUUGACACAUCAGUUUAUUGCCCACAAAAUUCUAUUGCAUGUUAAAGACAUCAGCUGUUUCCUGAGGUUAUCCAUUACUGAUCGUCUCCUUCCUAAAAAAAAAAACAUAAAUUACCUGUCUACAGAGAGGCACUUGUUCUCAUAAUACCUACCUUCUAUGAGCCCAUUCUUAAUCACUCCCGUAAAUUAAUUUCCUCUGAAACAUCCUGUAAGGGCAACACAUACGAGUUGUCAGAGGAAAUGGUAGUGUUAAGAGUAGCUAAAUUUUGUUGAAUUAUUCUAAGCAAUUUUUUGUGAAGUAUUGUGGCAACCAUUUGUCAGUUCUCAGUCUCCACUAUGUGGAUUCAUAUUCAGUCAGAACUUAAACUACCUGCAGUCUUUUAAGUAGCGUAAAGAAAAGUUACCCAUUCUAACCUCCAUUUACCUCUAAGUGGAAUUAAACUAACCAGGAACAGCAACAUAUGUAACUUUCACAUAUUGCCAAUGACUUAUAUUUAAAAAAUUAUUUUUAUGAGAUUGGAUAUGUGAUUGGAGAUGUGCCUGGUAAGUAAUAAUUUAUAAUUGCCUCACAUCCCACAAUGAACAAUUAGAUCGGCAAGGAGGUCUUUUUUCUCUUUCCUGGUUUUAAAAAAAAGUUACUUAACGGUACAAUUAUUUCUACCAGUAUAUCUUUUUAUGGACUGGAUUUUUUUAUGGUUGAUGUUUUUGAGACUGGUUAAUAGAAAAUAAAUUUCUGUUUGUACAGGCAAGAUGGCAAUUUCAAUUUCAUGUUGAAUAAAUCAAUAUGUGAUCUUGUCAUCCAUGCCUGGUUCAGUGACCUGUAGUCUUACCAGAAGUGCUUGCCGCCUAGGCACUAGUGUUAUUGUCGUUGGAGUAAGUGUUUCUCAUUUUUGCAAGACCUUUGAUUGUUGCAGCUCUGACUACUACUAGGUUUGAUGUUGGCAUAUUAUGCACAGCACUUGGAGAAGUAUCUUACAUAUUUUUAUUGUAAAAUUGCAGUCAAUCUGUAUCAGGAGAAUAAACAUGUUUGUUUGAAUUAUGUGUAUAAUAGCUUUGAACAAAAUUUUAUCUUUUUAUGUUUGCCUUUAUUUACCAUUUUAAUCAUUUGGAAUAAUAUCUAAUCUGUAGUAAUUUAUAAUAUAACAUUGUUACUGUUCAUACAGAAAAAAUAUAAAUGUAUGAUGGCUGUGAACACAGUAGUUUGUAAUUCUUGUAAUGUAAUAAAAACCUAUAAACUAUUACAUUAUUGUUACAAUAUGUUGCUCAGCAGAUUGUUUGUUAGUAUUUAUUUUAUGGAAUUAACUUUAAAUAUUUGUUAAAGCAGAGAAAUGUCUCUAUGAUUCAAAUCUAAACUAUUUUUUUACAUUCGUGCAGAAUAUUGAUUGAAAAUGAAAUACAAACCUUUUAAGUUUA
Molecule: messenger RNA, 7515 nt
Organism: Schistocerca gregaria
Lineage: Eukaryota; Metazoa; Arthropoda; Insecta; Orthoptera; Acrididae
Product: calpain-7-like
Exons: 12
Coding region: 398-2884 (828 amino acids)
Biological process (GO): proteolysis
Molecular function (GO): calcium-dependent cysteine-type endopeptidase activity
Source: RefSeq, a predicted model, not a curated record